Messenger RNA from Orbicella faveolata, 2447 nucleotides. RefSeq lists its product as uncharacterized. Lineage: Eukaryota; Metazoa; Cnidaria; Anthozoa; Scleractinia; Merulinidae. Gene Ontology annotation, biological process: exocytosis; vesicle fusion. Gene Ontology annotation, cellular component: SNARE complex; membrane. The record is from RefSeq and is a predicted model, not a curated record. Gene Ontology annotation, molecular function: SNARE binding; SNAP receptor activity.
GGUCGUAAAUAGGGUAGCACAAAACACAGAUUUUGGUCAUAAAUGGGGUAAGGGUUUUGGAAAGUGGGCUGUACACCCCCACCCAACCUUUCUGGAAGUACCCUCCGGGGCUUAAAUCAAGAUACCGUACCUAACUCUCACUUCAGAUUGGAAAAAUGUAUAUAUUGUUGAACCUUGGUUUUACUACUUUUGGGGAGGGGGAGAGGAAGGGGGAGGUUAGUUACUUUCGGGAUUCAUUAGCGGCCACAAUACAUUUUUUGAUGUCGUUUGCGGUGUUGGUCUCGUCCCCAUAGCCCUUUUCGCUUCUCUUAGCCGGCGAGGCCUUGGCACGAGAAAUCGAAGGCCCCUUCGAUGCGAAGGCCUCGCCGGCUAAGAGAAGCGAAAAGGGCUAUGGGGACGUGAUGUUGACCAACCCUCGUUUGGGAUCCAGGUUCUACUCUGCCUAGGAUGUGGGAACUGGGUACAAUGGAACGAAAUACCAAGUUUGGAGACAGCUGUCGAUGUCAUAUAUGAACAGGAAACUACGUUUUGCGCUGUACUUGUAAACGCGCUUAUUCCUUGAUCGACGCAAGCCUUUCUUCGGUCGUCAUGUCAAUAAUAUAUAGCCUUAUAGCUCGUGGAACUACUGUUCUUGUCGACUACACAGAAUCUACUGGCAACUUUCAGCAGAUAACAAGCUCAAUUUUGCAAAAAAUUCCCUUAGACGAUGAUACAAAAUGCACGUAUGUUUCUGGAAGUUACCACUUCCAUGUAAUAGUAGAUGAUGGAAUAAUUUACCUUUGCAUGGCUGAUGAGGAAUUUGGAAAGAGACAGCCAUAUGCAUUUUUAGAGGAGAUCAAACGCAGAUUUGUGAACAGCUCUCUGAAACAAAGGGCAAGAGCAGCUCAUGCAAAUGAAUUCAGGAGAGAUUUUGGACAAGUACUGGCCAGUCAAAUGUCUUUGUUCUCUGAUCCUGGCCAUGAUGAUACAGAUCAGAUCUCAACAGUUCGACGAGAGGUGAAUGAAGUGAAAAAUGUCAUGACUCAAAACAUAGAAAAAGUACUUGAAAGAGGUGAGAGGAUUGAUGUUCUUGUGGGGAAGGCAGAAGAAUUGGAUCAUAGUUCCCAGGUGUUUCACAGACAGUCCACAAGAUUACGCCAAAGAAUGUGGUGGCAAGACAAGAAGAUGUGCCUAAUUUUAUUGUUUGUUCUGAUUGUCAUAAUUGCUGCAAUUGUGUUGGUUGUCUUGGGUCUUGAGGGAAAGCUUUAACACAGUAUUGAAAUUGCUCAAACCUGAGUCAAAUCCAUUCCUGCAGUAAUGAUAUGCAGUUCACAUCCUAUGCUUAACUUUGGCUGCUCUGAAGAGUUCCCUCAGUAAAACUUCAGAAAUUAACAUUUUUAGUAGAAAUUGUCAAGUUACAUGUAUACAAAUUUAGAUAUUUAGCUAGGUUAUGAUCUCUUGAAAAAAAAAAGCUUUGUUUGGACAACAUCUAAUUUUCUGCUUUUAAUUUUUGUUUUCCUGGCUGUACAUUCUUUUACUUCUUAAAAGUUAUUCUUGCUUAUGCUUGAACUACAUCUGGCUGGUGUCAAUCUUUCAAGGAUCUUCAGGAAUCCCCGAAUAUCUUCAUUGACCUUAUGCAGGUUAGUAAUCAAGAUCCUCACUGAUCCUUGCCCAGAUCCUACAAAAAUUUUAACAAUCUUUACAGUUCUUGCUUCUUCUUAAGGAUCUUUAAGGAUUUUCCAAGAUUUUGCUAAACAAUCUUGCCAAGAUAUUUGGAAGAUCCUUGCAAAGAUCUUUCAUUAAGGAUCUUUCCAACAUCUUUCAAGUAUUGUUUCAAACACUUUACAUUAAAGUCAAACGUGGUUUCAGUCCAGAAAAAAAGAGACAACUGGCACUUUAGGUUUCUGAUCCAUACAAUGUUUCUCUGUAGAUUAUGUUCUAACAGUAAAGCACUCAAAGAAAUAGUACUCAAACGUGAUUGUAAAUUAAGGUGUGCAUGAGCUUUUGAUUACUAUUAGCCACUGUUGUGCCACUGGUAAAAACUAUUGUCUGUCAUUGGUGAGAUUAGGCUGGCAAUAGAUUCAUAUAUAAGUACAUAGAAGAUAUAAAUUGAUAUUAAAUUAGAUUAUGUAGUAUUAGAUUAAUUAAAUUUAGAUUGAAUUUUACACUGGUAAACUUGUUAUCAGCUAGUUUGAAUCAUUGUAAACUAAUUUGUUAAUGGGCAAAGAAAUAUAUAUGCUUGAUUUUUGUUUUCUUUCGUCCCCAAUGUAAAUGUAGUUAAGCUUAGGUUCCCAAGUCAUUCAGAGUGUGAAUUACCAUGCGAAAAAGUUUUAGUUCAUCUUUUUGUAUGAUUAAUUUUUGUAUUGAUUGUAUGAUUAAUUUCUAAGCCCGAUGUCUAGAUAUUGUUUAACUAAUAGUUACAGUUGUGAAUAACUUGGGUUACCUGUAAUAAAACAUGAAAUGCUUCA